UUUGGGGGCGGUGGGGGGGGGGGGCGCGCGCGCGCGCACCUGCGCCCUCCCUCGGCCCCCUGCGCCUGAGCCGUGUGAGCGCGGCCGGGCGCCGCUGGCGACCCUCGUCUUCUCCUCCUCCUCCUCCUCCUCCUCCUCCUCCGGGAAAACGCAGGUGAAGGGAAUUACCCUGAGGAUCCCUCAGGGUGUCGGUCCCUUGGCAGAUAAUCUCGGGCAGUUUUCAGUGUUUUCUCCCUCUUUUCUCAUUUAUUUUUAAUUGUCACAUUUAUGUAACAAGUGCCUGCCCGCACAUUAGGUUGGUGUCGCCGUCUCUUGGGCGUUGCAUGCUCUUGGGGUGCUGUCUCCAGUGCUGUGUGUCUGAACAUUAAAAAAAAUGUCUUUCCGUUGAAGAAGACAGGGGUUAAAAUGAAUGAAGAUCUGAAGGUUAAUUUGAGCUGGCUGCCUCAGGACCAUGUAGAAGCCAGCUCUACCGAGAAUGCCUCAGCUGCAGGCUCCUCCCUGGUUCCUGUCGUAGACCCAGAGCCAGAGCUCUUGGUAAACCCCUGGGACAUUGUCUUGUGCACUUCAGGGACCCUCAUCUCCUGCGAAAAUGCCAUUGUGGUCCUUAUCAUUUUCCAUAACCCCAGUCUCCGCGCCCCCAUGUUCCUCCUGAUAGGCAGCCUGGCGCUCGCAGAUCUCUUAGCGGGAAUUGGACUGAUCAUCAAUUUCGUUUUUGCAUACCUGCUGCAAUCAGAAGCUACGAAACUGGUUACGAUUGGACUGAUUGUUGCCUCUUUCUCAGCAUCUGUCGGCAGCUUGCUGGCUAUUACUGUUGAUCGUUACCUCUCCCUGUAUUACGCUUUGACUUACAAUUCAGAGAGGACUGUCACUUUUACCUAUGUCAUGCUUAUAUUGCUCUGGGGAGCAUCUAUCUGUAUUGGACUGCUGCCUGUAAUGGGCUGGAACUGCCUCAGAGAUGAAUCCACCUGCAGUGUUAUCAGACCGCUCACUAAAAAUAACGCAGCUGUCCUUUCGGUCUCUUUCUUGCUUAUGUUUGCCCUCAUGCUGCAGCUCUACAUUCAGAUCUGUAAAAUCGUGAUGCGCCAUGCCCAUCAGAUUGCCUUGCAACACCAUUUCCUGGCCACUUCCCACUAUGUGACCACCCGAAAAGGAGUGUCUACUUUGGCCAUUAUUUUGGGGACUUUUGCUGCUUGCUGGAUGCCUUUUACACUCUAUUCUCUAAUAGCAGAUUACACCUAUCCUUCUAUAUACACCUAUGCCACCCUCCUGCCAGCUACCUACAAUUCCAUCAUCAAUCCUGUAAUAUAUGCUUUUAGAAACCAGGAGAUCCAGAAAGCACUUUGGCUCAUCUGUUGUGGCUGUAUUCCUUCCAACCUGUCCCAGAGAGCAAGAUCGCCCAGUGAUGUCUGACUGGCAGCUAGGAGCACGCUGCUUAACGCGUUACUUUCCAGACAUUCUUGCGACACCGUCUUUGGUUUAGAUGCAUUCAUUAAAGGGUGUGUGAUGGGUUCGUAUAAAAACCACAGAAUGUGCUGACCUCUUUGUAAACAGCAAACCCCAGAGACCAAAAUGAAUCAAGCGGUUUAAGAGAGAUUUCCAAAAUCAAAAUAAUCAGUGUUCUUACAGAUUUAUAAUGUUGCUCAGGGUCUUUUGUUAUGAAUAUAUAACCCAGACUUUGCCACGUUUGCCAUAAUUUUACAUUAAGUUUGCUAAUUAAAAAUAGAUCAAAACAGCAUACCUCAUCUGAAAUUGUUUAUGUGAUUGAGUUCAGCCAUACUGCAUGUUACAGUCCGUUGUCAGGGUAUUUUUUCCCCUCAUUUUUUCUUACUAAAGCAGGAG
Molecule: messenger RNA, 1839 nt
Organism: Cygnus olor (mute swan)
Lineage: Eukaryota; Metazoa; Chordata; Aves; Anseriformes; Anatidae
Gene: GPR12
Product: G protein-coupled receptor 12
Exons: 2
Coding region: 406-1410 (334 amino acids)
Biological process (GO): G protein-coupled receptor signaling pathway
Cellular component (GO): membrane
Molecular function (GO): G protein-coupled receptor activity
Source: RefSeq, a predicted model, not a curated record